GCCAAGGUUUAUGUAUAUGUGGCCCAACAGUCGUAUUAGUGUGAUGGGAGGAGAACAGGCAGCUGGUGUGUUGGCACAAAUCACACGAGACCAAAGAAAAAGAGAAGGGAAGGAGUGGACAGAUGAAGAGGAGCAGGCUCUUAAGGCCCCCAUUAUAAAGCGCUUUGAAGCUGAAGGUUCUCCGUAUUUCUCCAGUGCACGGUUGUGGGAUGACGGUGUUAUCGACCCAGUAGACACUAGACAAGUUCUUGGCCUGUCUCUGUCAGCUUCCCUGAAUGCUCCAAUUCCUAAGACAGACUUUGGAGUUUUUAGAAUGUAAACAUAUUUGGUUGUCUUUCCUUAUUAGAUGUAGCAUAUUUUAUUGCUUAGGAAUUGGGGAAGGAAAAGUAUUUGUAUUUGUUCCGUUCAGGUGGUAGUUUUGAAGAACAGCAUCCUAAUGGGAGUAGGGUUUUCUUAUGAUAGUUUUCCAGGCAGAUUCUACAGGUCUUAUAUAUUCAAAAGUGAUAUUAGUUUAGUAUGAUUUGACAUCCAGUGUUUUUUAGAUUUUAUUUUGUUAAUGUAGUAGUAGUGAAGACUAAUUUUGAUAAUUCUUGUGUACAGUGUAACUAAAAGAAUGUACAUUGUUUUAAUGUAGUAUUAGUUAAAUAUUAGUUACAGCAUAAAUGAAGGUACAUAAUUUUGUAUUGCUGAAAGGUAGUUAUGGAAGUUUAGGUCUUGCAAAAUGUAGGUUUUGAAUGUCUUAUGAAAAAUGUAUAUAUAUGUAGUAUUAUGUAAUGUAAAGGAACUGUAGUGAUAUUUGGUAGCAUAUUUUUGGGGGUGUAGAUUAUUUGUACAAAACGUAGUUUUACUAACCAGUAUUGAUUUGCUUGACCAUGUAAGGUCUUCAUGUGUGCGAGUUGUAUGCUGUUACUUUUAUGAGAUGGAGAUUGGGUUGACAAAUAUAACUUUUCAGUUUGGCAUAAGAGUUUAAGUAUACUGCUGCUUGAUGGGAUGAAAUUCAUGCAAAGUAAUAAGAACUGUUAGAGAAGUUGAUUACAAGCUUAAUAAUCGUUCAUUGAGAUGUUAGUGUACAGCUAAUCUUUGUUAUUCAUAUCGGCAUCUGCUCAUUUUCUUGGCUUUUAUCUUUGUCAGUGAGAUUGGCAUUAGCUCUCUAAUUUUUCAUUGUUGAAAUAUUAGACAUAAAUUUUUGGUACCCAUGUAGUUAAUUCUCUGUGAUAUUUAGGCAAGGGAGCUAAGUUUUUUGUUUCAUCUUCUAAAUUUUGUGAAUAUUUUAUUUCCAUUAUAGGGUAGUAGCUUAAUAUUUUGUUUGCUUUGCCAGAUGUUUUGCCUUUAUUUGCCAUUAACUAGUCAAAAUAUAAUUGCAGUUUUUUUUUUUUAUUUAAAGCAUGCAGUACAUUCCAUGUUUCAUUUGGGUGUAAUGUUGAUGCAUUUCUUUUAAAAUUGGCCUCAGCGUUUAUUCUUAUAUUGUUGCCAGAGUAAGCACAGUGAAUAAUAUAUUCUGGUAGAAAUGUGUCAAAAGUAGUAGUAGUAUUCUUUAUUUAGUGGGAAUGUUCUCUUUUAAAGGUUUAUGUCUGGCUGGUUAGGACUGUAUACAAAGAUUGUGAAAGUACUCAAGAGGCUUUUUUUUUUUUUAUUUGAUGCCUUUCAAAAUGCUCAAGGUGUAUUAUCUCUUGAUCUCUGUAUAAUUUACUAAAUUUGGCAGCAGUUGCUAAAGAUUUACAGCAUGAGUGAAAUUUGUUUAGAAAUUUCUCUGGUAUAUGACAGCGUUGUUUAAAGUACAAAUGAGAGAGAGAAUGUAUGCGUGAUUUACCUUACAAAUUGGCAAUGCAGAUGUCACUUUGAAAAUUAUAGCUCUUUGCUUAAAUUUUAUUUUUGAGGUUUUGUAAUGAAAAAUUAAGGCUGUACUGCAUACCUGAAAUUUGUAGCUUGCAUUAUUUUAUUGUAUACUGUAUUGUAAUUCAGGUACUAAAAUUUUGUUCAGAAUUUGUGAUUGGUGUUAUUGUAUCAUUAUGAAUUUACCUUUCCCUAAUGAAAAUUAGAUUUCUGAAACUUGACAUGUGUUCAGUUGUUAAUGAGGAAUUUAAACAUACUUUCAGUGCAGUGUAUUGUGUGAUUUAUAUUAACUGUCUGAGUACUAUUUAGCAUAUAUUUAAAUUUUAAGGUUUACAAGAAAAAUUCAUUUAUAUUGUAUAAAAUUAAGCAGUGUUGAAGUAUAAUCCUUUGGGGUUCUGCAUGAGAAUAUGAUCAAAUUCUCUAGUCAUAAUAUAAUUUUAACAUGACUUUGGAUAAUAUUUUAAAUAAUGAAUUUCACUCGUCUGCACUUGACUGUUAUCCCUGAAAGUACUUCCAUCUCCUCUCGUGUAUAACUGGAAAAUAUAGUACAGAAAAGGGUAAAUAUUUUUGUAGUUCUUGUAGAGUAUGGUAAAUAUAUGUUGAUUUUUG
This is a messenger RNA of Macrobrachium nipponense, 2442 nucleotides long. RefSeq names its product methylcrotonoyl-CoA carboxylase beta chain, mitochondrial-like. Gene Ontology annotation, cellular component: mitochondrion; methylcrotonoyl-CoA carboxylase complex. The record is from RefSeq and is a predicted model, not a curated record. Gene Ontology annotation, biological process: L-leucine catabolic process. Gene Ontology annotation, molecular function: methylcrotonoyl-CoA carboxylase activity. Lineage: Eukaryota; Metazoa; Arthropoda; Malacostraca; Decapoda; Palaemonidae.